This is a messenger RNA of Dendrobium catenatum, 1212 nucleotides long. Its product is annotated as probable pectin methylesterase CGR2. The record is from RefSeq and is a predicted model, not a curated record. Gene Ontology annotation, molecular function: methyltransferase activity. The coding region runs from base 203 to 973 and encodes 256 amino acids. Lineage: Eukaryota; Viridiplantae; Streptophyta; Magnoliopsida; Asparagales; Orchidaceae. Gene Ontology annotation, biological process: pectin metabolic process. The transcript is spliced from 7 exons.
GACGUCCGCAUUCUAUUUAUUUCUUGCAGGCUUAACGAGAACCUCAUUGCGCCGCAGAUCUCCUUCCUCCUCACUCGGGCUUCUCCCUCUUCCGCUUCGUCCCUCGAGCGCAGGUGGCGGCGCAGGCGCCUUCUUUCUCCUCCGUUUCUUCCUUCGUGCGCAGUAUAAGGUCUUUUGUUUGAGCUAUUGUAAACCGGACGUUAUGUCAAGGAGAGUUCCAUCCCGACGCCCAGCGGAAAGUGGCAGCCUGCCUUUGAUUGGCUCGUUGAAUCAGAAAUCAAAAACUUCCCCGCUUCUUUCUAUUGGUCUAGUUGUCCUGGGUGCCAUUCUUCUUAUUGGCUAUUCUUACAGCGGCUCAGGUGUAUCUACAAAUGUCAGAGAAUCUUUUGGCGGUGAAGUUGCUUCAUGUACUUUAGAAGUACAACAUGCAAUUCCUGUCCUGAAGAAAGUAUAUGGUGACGGCAUGCGUAAAGUUCUACAUGUUGGCCCUGACACUUGUUCAGUGGUUACCAAGUUAUUGAAAGAAGAAGGCACAGAAGCCUGGGGUGUGGAACCAUAUGAUUUGGAAGAUGCUGAUAGCAACUGCAAAAGCCUUGUACGGAAGGGCUUUGUACGUGCAGCUGAUAUCAAAUUUUCUUUACCUUACAGGCCAAAAUCAUUUUCCCUGGUCAUAACCUCUGAUACCGUGGAUUACUUAAGUCCAAAGUACUUAAACAGGACAAUCCCAGAUCUGGCAAGGGUAUCCGCAGAUGGUCUGGUUAUAUUUGCUGGCUUUCCAGCUCACCACAGAGCUAAAAUUUCCGAGCUACCAAAAUUUGGAAGGCCGGCCAAAUCAAGGAGUCCUUCUUGGUGGCUAAGAUACUUCAUUUCGUCUGGUCUGGAAGAGAAUGAAGCUGCAGCCAAAAAGUUCGAGCAGGCUGCAACUAAAAUGUCAUACAAGCCUGGCUGCCAAAUUUUCCACCUAAGUUCAUAACUAGAUCAGUUACAGCAUUCUCGAUCGAUCAUCCCCCCUCUUAUUUUACUCUCGCUCAGGUUUGAGCUUUCUUGCAAAAUUGUAUUCUUCACUAUAUUUUGAUUGUAAGGUAACAUGAAUGAUGUUUGAUUAUUUGUUAGGUAUUUAUUACACAGGCAUCUCAUGAAUUAUGACUAUAUUCGGAUUGUAAGAUAUCAUCAUGAUGUUUAAUUAUUUAUCUGAUAUUUAUUGCACAGCCA